Molecule: messenger RNA, 649 nt
Organism: Trichoplusia ni (cabbage looper)
Lineage: Eukaryota; Metazoa; Arthropoda; Insecta; Lepidoptera; Noctuidae
Exons: 3
Coding region: 122-649 (175 amino acids)
Source: RefSeq, a predicted model, not a curated record
CUAGAUAUUAAUAAGAUUUCUUCGUGAAACCAAUAUCUAAACAUGACAACCACAACACAACAGCAAUAAACACAAGAUCUAUCAAAAUUCCUGUCAUUGAACAUCUAAAAGUUCGAAAAACAUGCCUACACCGGAGAAAUCGAUAGGAGAAUUCAUUAAGGCGCCAAAAAUUAAGAAACACCAGAAGAAAAAAACAAAUGCGAAUGAAAUUAACAUAAUACACGAAUCGUCAUCGGACAGUAGUGACCAUGGGACGGUUCUUUAUGGUCACAUAUCACAGGAGCAUGCUAGACCGAGGAUCAGACUCCCGGCAGUCAGUGUCAGUCAGGUGUCAGCCUUCGACCUUGGGAAUAGAUCCAGUACGUCAUUGGCUUCUUCAGUUAUAAGAUUCCGAAACGAUUUUGAACAAUUAAAAUGCAAGAUGAAGAUAUUUGGUGAGACUCUGAACCUGUGCCGUUGCCUCGCUGGAGACUUUAAAAAGAAACUUGUGCACAUGGAGAAGCGGCUGGAAAGCUUGGAGAAGAGACAGCACUUGACACGGACACCAAGCAACUACUCAGCUAUAAUUCAGAAGAACAGAAUGCUUUCUUUUCGGACUUUAAAAGACGCAAAGGUAUCCAAUUUUAUUCCCUUUUUUUUGCUGGAUUGA